AUCGUAUCUCUCCUUCCCAAAUUACCCAUUUUUGUGGUAAAUCUUUGGCAUCAAUUAGAGAGACAUUACUGUAGCCCGAUACGAUCCACUGGCCACAACGAACCUAAAAUUCUAGGCCAAAGAGAUCUGAACCAGCGAACCCAGCGAACUCUUCGGUUCGUUGCCACGGGCGAGUGGAUCAUGCCGUGCAACGAAGAUUCAAUUUGAGGAUCGUGAAGCAGAGACCUCCGGGACAAACCAGUCCGCGUCCUCGCACGCGUUGCGAGGAGUUUAAACGGCGAGUUAACGAGGUCGCUUGUUCGCCGAUCCUCGUGCCCGCGAUUCGGCUCGGCACUUCAGUCAAUUAAAAUUCACUCUCACGAGGGCCGAGCGUGGGCAACGUCGGCUAGGAGGCGCGCAACACGAUUCGGAAUUGUCACACGUUCGGGAUUUAUCGGUCGGAUCGCCACGCCGGUCGGGUCGAUGGAGUCCUGUUCCCCUGUCUUUCUCGUCGCCUCUGUUAUCGCCGCGGUUUCGCGUUUCGCGACUUAUCGGCCGAAUAUUCUCGCCGCGCCGCGUCCACCGCCGAUUCUCGCGUUCGCGGGGAAAUCUGUCGCGGCCGUUUGCGUCAGCCUAUCGGUGCAAUUAACCUCUCCGGGACCUUUCGGGGGCCGUUGAUUAAUAGGAUUGCGGCAAGGAGUCGACGACGGAACGAGGCCUGCCGGACCAAUGCUAGCAGACGUCGUCGCGCGUCCUCCGACGAAGUUGCGGAACGCCUCGCGAGCCGCUCGGACGGAGCCUUUGUCCGGCUAUGUAAAUAUCGGACAACGGCCUCUAACCCAGACCCCGUUCUACGGGCCAGAUAUUGCUAGCCCGCUCCCGGACGUCGCAUAAUUAAUUCCUGUCCAUCGAUAUUCCGCGUCUGUAACUCUUUUCAAGGGGAGGCGGAUGUUAAUAUCGCUGCGGCCGGGGCUCCGCGUUAUCGGUUUUCCUUAAAAUCGAGACCUGAAAUAUCGAGGGCAUUACUAUCGGCGAGCGUUCGCCGGGGAAGAGAGAGAGAGAGCUGCUAGGCAGCUCUCCCGCGAUUCCCCGGAAUUCAUAUCGUAAAGUGAAUAGAAUAUUCGGUCGCGAAACAAACGGUCUCGCGGCGCAAUUCCUUCCUCCAUCCGCAGUUUACGUAACUCCUGGAUUCCUCGAGCCCGACGGAGAAACGCGUUCGCAGCUAACGUCGGUAAAAUGCGAAUAUCGUCGUAGACUGCGAACGUGUCUGUGGACGCCGCGACGGUCUUCCGUUGCAGAUUUAUUCUUUUACGGUAUCGACGGCUUCGGUUAUCUGCGAGUUCCGUGAUCCGAGACUUGGCGAACGAUGAUAACCCGUCGGAUGGCAUUCCGAUCGAAUCACCGAAACAGAUCCCAUCAUUUAUCCCAUCGUACAACGUUUGUACCAUAAGACAGCUGAACAUCCGAAAAAAAAAAUAUAUAUAUAUACAUAUAUGUAACGCAACGGUUCGUCGUGCGCGCUGGCAGACGGCGACACACCAUGAAACAAUAACCAAGCUAACCCUAGGAUCAUUUUCGCGACGACGUCCGGGCCACGUUAAUUCACCGAGAAACGAUCGUCCGGGACACGAUUACACCUAGGAUUACCAGAUCCUCUCUUCUUAGAGUACAUCUAUUCUUGCCGGGCUACGCCAGAACCGUUUCCGUUUGGCGUCUUUUUCGGUCUUCUAUUCGGUUGCGCGAACAUUUUUGUUUCCUGUAGACAGUUUAGCAUCGAUCUCGCGAACUUCUUAGCUGUUUAACAGUGGAUUAAAUACUUUAUAGAACACGGUGUUUCUCUAUGUUUGCGUAGACCUUUCGAUCUGAGCCUGAUAUGACACAGAUUUACAGAGAAAGCUAUUUGAAAAGCUGUCGAAAAGCGUUCGUUCCUUAGAUGAUUCGCGGUGAACACGCUGAGUAAACACGAGAUGUCUUUGUACUUAUUUGUAAGAAUAAUAACGUGAAAAAAAACCGUAGAAGUACGAAGUGUAUGUACUCUUUCCGAUGUGGUACCAUCUGGUAACCCUAGAUCCGCCGCGAAGCUCAUUUCUCUCUCGCAGUAAUUUUACCGUAAGUAUGUUUUUUCCGUGUCUUUUCUGUCGAAUUUAGGCGUCACGUUCUUUCUUAUCGACACACGACUUCCUCUUUCGUGGAUCAGCGUCGCCACUUCCGGCCCCUCCCGCGUCCUCCGCCGCCGUCUACUUUGUCGUCGCUUGGAAACAUAAAAAAAAGAAAAGAAAAGCGAAAAAAAAAUGAAAAUAUGAGCCUCGACGACGAACAGUCCGGACGUUGCGAGGAAAAAAAAAAGAAACUCACUAUCCACGGUCAUCAGUAUUCGUGGCUGCGAUAAACCGGCUCACGGUAAUUACGAGAGAACGCUAACGUUCCUUCCACGACGAUAAUUAACGGCACCCGACGGCCGGAGGAAGUCGGAGGAGGCGUUUCCUUUUUCAAAGCUUCUACAUUACCUUCGGUGACGACUCUUUUUCGAUUGAUGUAUGUUUCGUAAACGUUUUUACGCACGAUGUAAACGCACCUACUUAAACGCAAGAGAAAAAAGAAAAAAAGAUGCCCUUUUUUCAUCCGUGUGAUCUAUUCAGAGAAAAGAAAAAAGAUAAAAUAAUAAAAAUAUAAACAAUGCGAUCGCAACCGUCACAUGUUUCCCAAAAGAGUUUUGAGGAUAUAUUAUAUAUUAUACAUACUAAUGUACUUAAACCAUCUGUGAGUCUGCCUCGUCUUUUAUAAAGUUCUUGCUAUAUUCAAAAACUGAUGGUGGUUCUUACUUCCUCCUCUAUCCUUCGUCCAUGCGCAACUCGGCGACAACCUUCUCUCUGUAUUGUGACAUGUCAAUUGUACGGUAGAAUAGAGUGUGUCGCGUUUCUUCGUGCUUAAAACAAUCGGAUUCGCGUUACGCUUCACGUGAGAAAAACGUUGUUCUCCGUUCCCAUUUCAACGGCACCGAUGCGAUGUUCUGUAACGGACGACCGAGCACGUAUAUUGAAACAGGGAACGCGGUCUGAGCUGUGGUGCAAUUAACGGAGGAAAGGACACACGGUCGCAUGACGGUCGCCUGUAAAAUAGGACAGUAUCACUUUUAUCUAUCCGAUUGGAAGGGACAUAUCAGGUUAUGUCUGGCACGGGAAAACGGAAGAAAAAUGUCUUGAGAGAAGCAUAAACUCGAGUGCGAAGCCUGCGUUAAAUCUGGAGAACGGUCCCGGGAAGCAUCCGCGUAACAAAAAAGGAAAGAAAUCAACGAUCACUGUGAUUGCAACACCGUAGCAGUAUUGAAUAAUCUUCCUAGAUAGCUCGUACAUCGAGAGAACGUUUUUUCUUUUGAUACAUAUACGUAUUUUUAAACAAACUGUCUGCGAAUAAGACGGUAAUAAAGAAAUCGAACAUCGAGAAUUGCUUAAGUAAGGCGCGAAGUUCGUGGAUUUUUGUGUUAAUACGAUCGUGAAACACGGCGAGAGAACAGGAUAAAUCGUGCCAUCGAGGUCAACCGACCUAUGUGGACCCGUUGUUGAGGCACGAAAAACAACCAACGAUGCUAAAUCAGAAAUUAAGUAACAGAAGGUUGCCGGUCGACCUUCUCGCCCUGAUGUUCGGCCUUGGUGCGUGGGUUGGUAUCAACGGUAUAUAUGUGCAACUACCUCUUCUAGUUAAUACUUCUCCGGAAGGAUGGAGUCUUCCAGCACAUAUGGUAGUAUUAGUUCAAAUAGCCAACUUGGGACCAAUACUCUACACAUUAUAUAUAAAGUAUAGUUCGUGGGUAUGCGACAAACUCAUUAUCUACUUGCUCCUGGCUGCAGCGGCGUUAGCAACAUUUAUAUUGGCUUUCGUGUACCAAGAAACAUCGAUAGUAUUUGGCAGUGAGCAUUCCACAGCUCUGUUGUCGCUGAUGUUUGUAACAGCCAUCGUUGGAUGUACGAGCUCGGUUCUCUUUAUGCCUUACAUGAGGAACUACAGAGAAAUUUAUUUGGUGACCUAUCUUAUAGGAGAAGGACUCAGCGGAUUUAUUCCCAGCGUGGUAGCAUUGACCCAAGGUGUUGGUGGAAAUCCAACAUGCUUGAAUACGACAACGUUAGAGUCGCCUCAUGUAGAAUUUAUGCCGCAUUAUCCGGAGCCCAGGUUUUCGUGUCAGGCCUUUUUCAUUUUCACUGGCACUAUAUUGUUCCUAUGUUAUUUGUCUUUCCUAGGACUGAAUAAUAUGUCUAUGGCUAUCGGCGAGCGUGUUAAGCCUCCAGGAAGUAUGGAGACUCUACCAACAGAUACAAGAGCGCCGCCAAGUUAUAAGACAGACUCUGGAUGGACAAUGUCCAAACAACUGUAUUCGUACUUACUGGUUAUGAUAGCUCUCGUUUGUUUCUUAGGUAACGGUACAUUGCCUAGUAUUCAAUCAUAUUCCUGUUUACCAUAUGGAAAUAUUGCAUAUCAUUUAACUGUUACAUUGUCUGCAAUGUCUGGACCAUUGGCAAUGUGCUUAGGUUUCUUUAUAAAAACACCAAAAGUAAGUGUUCUCACUGCCUCAACAACGGUUCUUAUAAUACUGUCUGGCUUUAUCUGCUUCUUAGCUGCCACAUCACCUACACCACCUUUGCAAGGUACAUGGUUAGGUGAAUUUUUAGUUGUUUUAUCGUGGGUUUUAAUUAGUGGUUUAAUAGGAUUCAUCAAAUUGGGCAUUACUACAUUAUUCAGGCCCGACCCAGGCAGAGGUCUAUAUUACACUGGUGUAGCUACACAAAUGGGCUCAUUGAUCGGAGCAAUAGUCACAUUUGUUCUGGUUAAUCAUGCAAAAGUGUUUCAUUCUUACUCGCCAUGUUCGACACUCGUCGAACAAUGAUACUUUUUCUAAUAGACAAGUAAUGAUAUGAAUAAAAAAUUAUAUAAUUGUGCAAAAUGUUCUAAAAUGAUAGAGAGGAUAAAAUUUUAAUAUUCUUAGUGCCUGGCUCUUAGGGAUUAUAAUGUAGGAGAAAUAGUUGAAUAUAUAUAUAUGUAUAUAUAUAUAUAGGGUGCAUACAAGAUUGUGAUAGAAACCAACGAUUUGUGAUAGUAAAGUUACGAUUUUUUAUGCACGCUAUAUGUAUGCAUAUACAUUACUAGUAUUAAAAAUGCUUGCAUCACAUGAUGUUGGGGUAAAAGGUCACUUAUGAAAAAUGUACAGCAACAAAUAUUUUAUGAAAUUCAAGUAAUAUAUAUAUAUAUACAUACAU
Megalopta genalis is the source of this 5228-nucleotide messenger RNA. Its product is annotated as solute carrier family 52, riboflavin transporter, member 3. NCBI's taxonomy places the organism in Eukaryota, Metazoa, Arthropoda, Insecta, Hymenoptera, Halictidae. Gene Ontology annotation, molecular function: riboflavin transmembrane transporter activity. Gene Ontology annotation, biological process: riboflavin transport. Gene Ontology annotation, cellular component: plasma membrane. The record is from RefSeq and is a predicted model, not a curated record.